Molecule: messenger RNA, 1608 nt
Organism: Epithele typhae
Lineage: Eukaryota; Fungi; Basidiomycota; Agaricomycetes; Polyporales; Epitheliaceae
Product: glutamate decarboxylase
Exons: 8
Coding region: 1-1608 (535 amino acids)
Biological process (GO): L-glutamate catabolic process
Cellular component (GO): cytosol
Molecular function (GO): glutamate decarboxylase activity; pyridoxal phosphate binding
Source: RefSeq, a predicted model, not a curated record
AUGGCUCUCUCGAGGCACCUCAACGCAGACCACCUCAUCCAGCUCGCUAAGGAUCAUAAGGGCCACCAUCUUGGCCAUAGCUCCACUGACCACCACGCCGUUCAUGCGUACGGUGCGCGCUAUGGGACCGAUCCAAUUCCGAAGUUCAAUAUCCCAUCCAAGGGCGUGAGUGCGGAGGCUACCUACCAACUCAUUCAUGACGAACUCGCUCUCGAUGGCACGCCCUCCCUCAACCUUGCUUCAUUCGUCCACACAUGGAUGCCUCGCGAAGCAGAUCAGCUCAUGAUGGAAAACAUCUCAAAAAACCUCAUCGACCAAGACGAGUACCCCAUGACCCAGUUGAUCCACACACGCUGCGUCUCCAUCCUCGCGGACAUGUGGCACGCGCCUUCCAACCACCAGGCGAUUGGGACCGCGACUACCGGAUCUUCGGAAGCUAUCCAACUCGGCGGUCUGGCCAUGAAGCGCAUCUGGCAGGAGAAGCGCAAGGCAGCCGGCAAGUCUAUCCACGAGCCCGGUCCCAACAUCGUCAUGGGCGCGAACGCUCAGGUUGCACUCGAGAAGUUCGCGCGUUACUUUGAUGUCGAGUGCAGGCUGGUCCCUAUUUCGGAGGAGAGUCACUACCGUCUCGACCCCAAGCGUGCUAUGCAGUACAUUGACGAGAACACCAUCGGCGUGUAUGUCAUUCUCGGAAGCACCUACACUGGGCACUACGAGCCGGUGAAGGAAAUGGCUGACCUCCUCGACCAAUAUGAGAAGGAUACCGGCAACUCCGUCCCAAUUCACGUUGACGGUGCCUCCGGCGGCUUCAUUGCACCAUUCGCAACCCCGAAGCUCGAGUGGGACUUCAAGAUCCCACGUGUAGUCUCGAUCAACACCUCUGGCCAUAAGUUUGGCCUUUCUUACGUCGGUGUUGGCUGGGUGGUCUGGCGAUCCAAGAAAUUCCUCCCCAAAGACCUCAUCUUCGAGCUGCACUACCUUGGGUCCGUCGAGUACUCCUUCUCCCUCAACUUCUCCCGGCCGGCGCACCCGAUCAUCGCGCAGUACUUCAACUUCAUCCACCUCGGCUUUGAGGGGUACCGUAACGUCGCGCUACAAGACCUCAAGAACGCACGUCUUCUUAGUCGUGCGCUUGAGAAGAGUGGCUUGUUCACCGUGCUUAGCGACAUACACCGUCCCGCGGAAGGCCUCAUGGCUCAAGCCGCCCUCGCCGUCGACGAAGAGAAUGUGGAGAACUACAGCCCGGGCCUGCCCGUUGUCUCCUUCCGCUUCACCGACGACUUCAAGCAGCAGCACCCCGAUAUCCAGCAGAAGUGGAUCCAGGUCCUACUCCGCGCCAAGGGCUGGAUCGUGCCCAACUACGAGCUCGCGCCGGACCUCGAGACCGUCGAGAUCCUCCGCGUCGUCAUCCGCGAGACGAUGACCGCGGUUAUGGUCGAUCGCCUCGUCGCCGACAUCAUCGAGAUCGUUGAGGGGCUCGUCCAGCAAGACUCUCCGGUACAUGCCCUGUCCGCGUUGGCGGCGCGGAAAACUACUGAGGGUCACCACGGGACCUUGGGUCAGGGGUCGGGCAGCAAGCCCAGCGGGACGUACGCGAAGCAGUGCUGA